CAACAGAUUAUCUCUGUUACUAGAUCUUCAGUUUGCUCAACAAAUCACAAUGUCUCGUUCACGACAACCCCCACUUGUGACAGGCAUCUCUCCAAAUGAAGGAAUACCAUGGACCAAGGUCACAAUUAGAGGAGAAAACCUGGGAACUGGCCCAACCGACCUCAUAGGUUUGGCAAUUUGUGGACAUAAUUGCCUCCUGACAGCAGAAUGGAUGUCUGCAAGUAAAAUAGUAUGUCGAGUUGGACAAGCCAAAAAUGACAAAGGAGACAUAAUUGUCACAACCAAGUCAGGUGGCAAAGGAACCUCAACUGUCUCUUUCAAGCUACUCAAGCCUGAAAAAAUAGGUAUUUUGGACCAGUCUGCUGUGUGGGUUGAUGAAAUGAAUUACUAUGAUAUGCGUACCGACAGGAAUAAAGGAAUUCCUCCCUUGUCCCUACGUCCUGCUAAUCCACUUGGCAUUGAGAUUGAAAAAAGUAAAUUUCCCCAGAAGGAAUUGGAAAUGCUGUUUCCUGGAAUGAGUGCUGACUUUACAAGUGAGAAUUUUUCAGCUGCCUGGUAUCUGAUAGAGAACCACUCAACCACCAGUUUUGAGCAGCUCAAAAUGGCAGUCACCAACCUGAAGAGACAGGCUAACAAGAAGAGUGAGGGCAGCCUGGCUUGUGUGAAAGGGGGUCUUAGUACUUUCUUUGAAGCCCAGGAUGCUCUUGCAGCCAUCCAUCAAAAACUAGAAGCGGAUGGAACGGAAAAAGUAGAAGGAUCCAUGACGCAAAAACUGGAGAAUGUUCUAAACAGAGCAAGUAAUACUGCAGAUACAUUAUUUCAAGAAGUAUUAGGUCGAAAGGACAAGGCAGAUUCCACUAGAAAUGCACUCAAUGUCCUCCAGCGAUUUAAAUUUCUUUUCAACCUUCCUUUAAAUAUUGAAAGGAAUAUUCAAAAGGGUGAUUAUGAUGUGGUUAUUAAUGACUAUGAAAAGGCCAAGUCACUCUUUGGAAAAACAGAGGUGCAAGUUUUCAAGAAAUAUUAUGCUGAAGUAGAAACACGGAUUGAAGCUUUAAGAGAAUUACUUCUGGACAAAUUGCUUGAGACACCAUCGACCUUACAUGACCAGAAACGUUAUAUAAGGUACCUGUCUGACCUUCAUGCACCGGGUGACCCUGCUUGGCAGUGUAUCGGAGCUCAGCACAGAUGGAUCCUUCAGCUCAUGCACAGCUGCAAAGAGGGCUACAUACAAGACCUGAAAGGUACCGCAGGCCUGCACAGUCCCAUGGUGGAUCUGGAUAGCGAUGUUCGCCCCUCAGUGUUGGCCCACCUUAGUCAGACAGCAUCACUGAAGCGGGGCAGCAGCUUUCAGUCUGGUCGAGAUGACACAUGGAGAUACAAAUCUCCCCACCGGGUAGCAUUUGUUGAAAAAUUGACCAAGCUUGUUUUAAGUCAGCUGCCUAAUUUCUGGAAACUCUGGAUUUCAUAUGUUAAUGGAAGCCUUUUCAGUGAGACUGCUGAGAAGUCAGGCCAGAUUGAAAGAUCAAAGAAUGUCAGGCAAAGACAAAAUGAUUUUAAGAAAAUGAUUCAGGAAGUAAUGCAGAGUCUUGUGAAGCUGAUCCGUGGAGCACUACUCCCACUUAGCAUCCCAGAGGGUGGAGUGAGGCAGUAUGGAGGCUGGGAGGUGAAGUCUGAGCUCUCUGGACAGUGGCUCGCUCAUGUCAUACAGACCAUAAGGCUUACUUAUGAAUCACUGACUGCCCUUGAAAUUCCUAAUGACAUGUUACAGACUAUCCAGGAUCUCAUUUUGGAUCUCCGAGUACGUUGUGUAAUGGUCACAUUGCAACACACAGCAGAAGAAAUAAAGAAAUUAGCUGAAAAGGAAGACUGGAUUGUCGAUAAUGAAGGGUUGACUUCUCUACCAUAUCAGUUUGAACAGUGCAUUGUGCAUUCUCUGCAAUCGCUUAAAGGAGUUCUAGACUGCAAGCCUGGAGAAACCAGUGUCUUUCAACAACCUAAAACACAGGAGGAGGUUUGCCAACUAAGCAUCAAUAUCAUGCAGACUUUUAUAUAUUGUCUGGAACAAUUGAGCACCAAGCCUGAUGCAGAUGUAGAUACUGCACAUCUUUCCAUUGAUGUUUCUUCUCCUGAUUUGUUUGGAAGUAUUCAUGAAGACUUCAGUUUGACUUCUGAACAACAACUUUUGAUAGUCCUAAGUAAUUGCUGCUACCUACAAUGUCACACCUUCCUAAAUAUAGCAGAACAUUUUGAAAAGCACAACUUUCAAGGAAUAGAAAAAAUAACACAGGUUAGCAUGGCCUCAUUGAAAGAAUUAGACCAAAGACUGUUUGAAAAUUACAUUGAGUUGAAAGCAGAUCCCAUUGUUGGCUCCUUAGAACCUGGAAUUUAUGCAGGCUAUUUUGAUUGGAAAGACUGCCUGCCUCCAACAGGAACUCCCCCCCCCCCCCCAGCUUAUUUGUUGACUAAACAGGUUGUUUGUUCUGUAGAUAUUUUCACUUUCUGGACUUUUCAGAUUGCUUCUUCAUGGUGUCAUUUAAACAUGUUCCUCUGUCUUUUAUGUUUCCUAUAAAUGUGUGAUUAAUAAAGAAGCUUUAUCAGUUUUAGGGUUUGAUUUUGUUUUAAUUUUGUUUACUACCACCAGAGAUACGUAGUAUUUGGCUGCCUCUCAUUUUUGAUGUUAAGAUUGAAAUUGGAUAUAAAUGGUAUCAGCUUGAUUAACCCUUUAAAGUUUAUCAUAACCUUUCAUCCAAUGGUCAUAGUACUAUAUGGAAUUGUUGCCAUGAUCUAUUCCUUUUUAGGGAUUGCAAACUAAUGAUUGUUAGCUGGAACAUUAAGUAAAAAAA
Molecule: messenger RNA, 2843 nt
Organism: Myotis davidii
Lineage: Eukaryota; Metazoa; Chordata; Mammalia; Chiroptera; Vespertilionidae
Gene: EXOC2
Product: exocyst complex component 2
Exons: 23
Coding region: 50-2569 (839 amino acids)
Biological process (GO): Golgi to plasma membrane transport; exocytosis
Cellular component (GO): exocyst
Source: RefSeq, a predicted model, not a curated record